Messenger RNA from Bombus terrestris (buff-tailed bumblebee), 9922 nucleotides. RefSeq lists its product as uncharacterized. Gene Ontology annotation, cellular component: heteromeric SMAD protein complex. Lineage: Eukaryota; Metazoa; Arthropoda; Insecta; Hymenoptera; Apidae. Gene Ontology annotation, biological process: BMP signaling pathway; SMAD protein signal transduction; regulation of transcription by RNA polymerase II. Gene Ontology annotation, molecular function: I-SMAD binding; transcription regulator inhibitor activity. Bases 2641 to 4233 code for a protein of 530 amino acids. The transcript has 5 exons. The record is from RefSeq and is a predicted model, not a curated record.
UAUGCUGCAGUCGGUGUAUCGGCGCGCCGAGACGAGACGGACGGGACGAGACGAGCGACGGCAGCGACGAGGAGGUGGAGGAAGAGGCGGUGGAAGUCGGUGUGUGCGCUCAUGACGGAGACCUCGUGCGUACCACUCAGUCGCGUCGUCGAGCGGAGCCGAGUCGAGUCGUGUUACGGCCGCAAUCGUGGUUGUUCUUCGCAACAGUUUGCCCCGUGACGACGUCAGUAUCUGUGCGCGAAGACAAAAACGUCCGCCAGUAGAAGAAUUUGAAACAGUUUGAAGUCGAAGUGUAACGUCGCGGUGAGACUCUGAAUUUGAUUUUUUCCUUUUGCUGCAUCGAUUAACUUUUUUUUUUACCGUACCGAAAGUUUUAAACGUGCAAUCGAAGCGCUACUCUCGUUCGACCUCUCUCGCCCUCCGCGAGUUAUAUAUCCGAUCUACGUGCACUAGCCCUCCCUACUCUCUUUUUCUUCAUGUGUAUUUUGCUCUCUCCUCUGUCUGUCUGUCUUGCUCACGCGUUAUCCCUCUCCGUUGGUGUCUCACUCGUUCUCGCUGGCUUUCCGGGCAGCGAUUUCAAGAAUGUGACAGUGCGCGUCCUCGCGGUCGCCUCGCGCGAAUAAGCCCGCAGGCCGGCGACGGCGAUGGGUGACGAGCGACAAGUGUUACGGUGAACAGUGUGAGCAACAGUGAAGAAGUAGACGAGAGAGAAAGACGGACGAUGCAAGCGGAAAAUGUCACUCGGUGAUACGCGUAUACGGAUGACGGGGAGUGAUCGACGCGACAAUCUCGGAUUUGAGGUUAAAGUGUCGUCGUCGUCGUCGUUGUUGUUAUGUGGUGCCGGUGCGCCGGCAUUGGCGACGGCACGGGCAAAGGAGUAUCAAGAAAGAAAACGACACUAUCGUAUUCUACAGGGCUUAGCUGCCCGAGAUUCGAGGGACAUUGAUCAACCGUCCUGGUCUAACGUUACCAGACUCGUCUCGUAAGAGAAACGUAAACGACCAGAGAAAAAAGUCAGGGAGAGAGAGAGAGAGAGAGAGAGAAAGAGGGAGAAAGAGAGAGAGAUUCGCAGCGAUAGAAAACAAUUUUUCGUAAGGCGAAUCGCGCCGAUAUACGUAUUAUAUACGUGCGCGUGUGUGUGUUUGUGGUUGUGUGCCGGGUCGCGAGGUUAAGACACCACAUCGCUGUCGAUAUACAACAUCGUGGAAAGUCAAGAACCGGUGUCGUGUGUGCGCGCGCGACCGAUUCGUGCUCUGCUACAGCCAACGGAUAAGAAGUGUAUCAUGAUACUAAUAGUGCGCGUCUGUAACCCCGCUGGCGACCGUUGCACCGUGUACGUCUCUUAGGACAACGAAAGCUGACAACGUUCGCGAACUGUCGAGACAGCACAGGAAACCCUCGUGCCUUUUUUCGUUUCUAUACCGUACGCCACGUUCUUUCGUCGUUGAACAAAUUAUCGAGUAUUUUUUGUCUGUCGAGAGCGAUAAUACGAUUUGAGCACCAAAACACGACACGCAGGUUUUCUCUAGUGUCCUCGCUAAAGUGUCAUUUACUAGCGAACAACGUAAAUAACGUGGUAACAUUCGAAUAACGAAACAGUAACAACGGGGCGUGUAUAACAGAAUCGUUCGAAGGAGAGUAUCGCGAGAAUGAAGUGGCGCUUCAGCUGAUCGAGAUCGUCGCAACGAAUUGGCGUGUGCUCGCGUACAUGUAAACGGAUCGCGCGCGCGCACGCUGUUCGCGUCACCAAUCAGCCGGCCAGUUUGUGUAUACAUACCGUGGCACAUAGGUAAAUGAGAGUUCAAGGUCGGUAAACGGUAUUCGACCUAACCUCGUUUACUGGUUCGAAAAAGUUAUCGACACGAAGAGGAAGAGGCUGAAGCUACUCUAUCCUUCGUUAUUCUACUUCGACCUACCUUGUUGCUUGCCACGCGCUAUUCUCGAUUGAUAAUAUUAAUUUUUUCUCUUCGAGAAAACCAAGGAAAGAACAAACAAUACAGAGCAUUCACGAGAACAGUAGAGAAAAGUGACGCACGUUAGGCCGUUCGAAAACAGAUUUACCGCGAAGAGAACGUUGCUGUUCGUGUCACAGGGGACUGUCACACUAUUUCGAGACCGUGAUCCACAGUGCAUCAAAUCCGCAGAGAGCGUAAAUAAAUAUACGCGCGUGUGCUGGCCCCGUCGGAAGUUUCUCGCUGGGGACCGUCCUCGUUCAUCUGUAAUCGUAUGUGCGUCGACAGAAGAAGGCGGCGGUGUUUGUUUUUUUCUUGACAGAGUGUAUAACCGCCGGUGUAUAUACUUCUCGUGUUCCGUUUUUUCGUCGUAGUCGUCACGUUGGCGAAAGAGGAGCGGCAACGCGGGGAAGCUCGACAAACGCGAAAGGGAAAGAAACGAGGCGGCGCGGGUAGAGGAAACAGUGGAGGAAGAGGAGCGAGAGGAGGGGGCGUCGGAGGAGGUGGUGGAGGAGGAGGAGGUGGUAGUGGUGGUGGUGGAGGAGGAGGGGAGGAGGAAAGUGGCGUGUCCAGUGCGCGGUGGUGUGACGGUGUCGCGUCGGGCACCGAUUCCAAAUAUUUCUCAUUUUCCGCGCGGCUACGUUGAAAAGUACUGGCCCCCAAAUGCGCGUACCGCAAAUCCUGUUUCAUGUUCAUGUUCUGGAGCAAACGGACGGCGCUCACUAGACGUCUCCUAAAGGCCAAGGUCCGUGGAGAGCAUGAAACCGAGUGUGAAGCUCAAGAGGAUUCGUCACGUAUUCAUCGCGCAAACAACACGAGCGGCACCGACAACGACACGACGAGCAACGUGACGGCAACGACGGGCCAAACAACCAGAGGAGCGCGUGGAGCGUCGUCAGGAGGUGCAGUCGACGGCGGCGGGGGAGGAGGGGGUGGUGGCGCUGGCGGUGGAGGGGGAGGUGGCGUAGGAGGAGGUAGCCGUAUCUCGUCGAGUAAACUACAUCCAGGUUGCUGCGGUGGUGAUUUGAGCCAGGACGAUGACGAGGAUCCCGUUCGUUUGUUGAGGUGCAAGGGGCUCCUCAAAUCGCUCAAGGAAAACCAAUUAGAGAUGUUACUCACCGCCGUGGAAAGCUGUGGCGCCGACCUCGGCUCGUGCGUCCUCGUGCCCCGUCAGCACACCGAGGACGGAAACGAUUCCGAGCAACAGCAACAACAGCAACAAUGUCAUCGUCAUCAUCGUUACCAUCAUCAUCACCAUUAUUAUCAUCAUCCUACGCACCAUCACCAUUAUCAUCAUCGACAUCAUCGUACUAGACAUCAUCGUUCCUCGUCGUUGGAGAACGACGACGAUCAAAACUCUGGAUCGGAGGAUUCGUGCGCGUCACCGAUAAGGCCGGAUCGAUGCAGAGUACCUGUACGCGGUUCGCACGACAACGCGCCGAUCGAUCCUCACCUGCUCUGCUGCCAGAUCUGGCGGUGGCCGGAUCUCGCCCACUCGUCGGAGCUCAAGAGACUUCCUGUCUGUCAUUCCGCUAAAGAUCCUGUAUACAUAUGCUGCAACCCUUACCACUGGAGCCGGCUCUGCAAACCCGAGUCGCCGCCACCCCCGUACUGCCUUUUCGCCGACGGACUGAGACCCGAAGAUCGUGCGCCCAGCGAAGGGGAUCAACGUCGGUGCAAAAACAGCGCACCCCUGCCUCUUCCCGGCUCCCUUACCACCAACGGAGAAGGUGAAACAGGACAAAAGGAAUGGUGUACAUUAGCAUAUUGGGAAUUGGGUGGUAGAGUGGGUCGCCUCUACCCUGUAGAACCUUCAACAGUAAAUGUGUUUGAUUCUCUCCAUGAUGGUGAUGGCCUUUGCUUAGCAACAUUGGCUGAAAAUCAUGUUGCACCGCCUGCUGUCCAAAGAACAAGAAGCAAAAUUGGUCUUGGUUUAAUGCUUAGUCAAGAAGAAGAUGGUGUGUGGGCGUACAACAGAUCUGAGAGCCCAAUCUUUGUGAAUUCACCUACUCUGGAUGACCCGGAGUCUAGAACACUACUUGUCUAUCGUGUGCCUCCAGGCUUUUGUUUGAAUAUCUUUGACCGUACCAAAAUUCUACAGCUUCCAUAUGGCAGCAGUACUACAAGAACGAGCAAUCAGGCUUCAGGCUUUGCCUCUGGUCCUGUUGAUAUCAACUCCGUCCGCAUCAGCUUCGCCAAAGGCUGGGGACCCAAGUACUCAAGACAGGAAGUCACCUCUUGUCCAUGUUGGCUCGAAGUACUCCUAGCACCAUGCAGGUGAUCCCUACAACUCAUUACGAAGGUAUACAGUCUCGUCCGUUUGCGCCUCUUCUUCCUCCUCGUCGUCCUUCAAGAGGACCGAUCUGUGAAACUGACGCAGCAACGACGAAGCUCCGUCCCAAAGGCUGCCAACGGAUACUCAUACGAUGUGGAUCGCCGCCAGCAGUCUUACCAAAGUACGCCGCCAUACAUCCAGGAACAGCGUCGUUUUAUAAAAACAGGGAAAAACGAGAAUCAUUUGACAAGAACGUUUUAUAUUCUUGUGCCUACGAACGGAGCAUACACAGUUUAUACGUGGUACUCGAUUAUCAUUAAUUUUGUAACUCGACUAUAUUGUAUCGCAAUAUUCUUCUUGAUCGGUCAAUGAUACUGUUGUACUUUCUUGAUAAUGUUAAAUGAGAUUUUAUAAAAAGUGAGGCGGUGGUUUUCCGCUAGGUCUAGUCAGUGGUAUUUAACAUUUUUAGGCUUGACGCUAAUAUGUCUUGCAUUAAGAAUAACAUAAUAUAAACAAUAUUAACUAAAAUCAGGGAAAGUGCGAGAGUAAAAUUGACGUGUCAAUACAGUCGUUUUUCACGAUACAGUCGUUUUUUCAUGGUAUUGAUCAUAAGUUUUAAUGUUUGUACUGUCUGGCCAUGUCCUCGUUUAUGAUUAAUCAUUGUACUGCAAGGAAGCAGAAACUUGGGCUUCCGAUAAGGUCUAGUCAAUGGUGUUUGAGAGUAAGAAAAGCUCGUUAAUUGCAUGGAUUUUAAAAUCUAUUUAAAUUAUCAAGAAACGAGAACACUGCCAACAGAAUCAAAGGAAGUACUUAGCGUUUUAUGUUACCUUCAAAAAGACUUUUACUUUAAUAAUGAAAGUAAUAUUAUUUGUAGUAUAAAUUUCCUGCUUUUAGAUUGAAUUUAAUUGAAUACGAGAAAAGGUUUGUUGGUUCAAAAAAUAAUAAGAAUUCACUCGAUUUGGAGAUAUUUUUGUUGGUUCAUUGAUUAUUUAAUUCAAUGACAGAAGUCCCUAACCAAUAACGGAAUUAAACAUGUAACUUUUGUAAGGAGGUCACAAAACUUUUCUCAAUAUAUUUCCUUAUUUUAAUAUAUAUUAAGAUGGUAUUUCAGCGCUGAAUUGUAUAAUCUUGUAAUGAAGUUUCAUCGAUAUUCAAAUGUCGUGUACCACGAGUACUGUAGUUGUCUCCGAUCGUCGUUCGGUGCUGUACAUACAUAUAUGUACAUACACUGUGCCUUCCCAGCUUCCUUCGUGGUGCAAUGCACGAGUGAUAGAACGAAUGUGUGUGUGCAUGCGUGCGUGUAUCUAAGGAAAGCGAAAGAAAAUGAGAGAACUUCGCGUGCCAGCUACGUUUCGCACCAAAAUGCCCAAGAGCUUCAUACUGCAGUAAUACGAUACUGUGAUAAAAGUUCGAACCAGGUCUCUUUUUUCCUUCCUUUUUUUUUCGGACGCGUUUAUGAAGCACCAACGAUAAACUAAAAAAGCAAUCAAUCCAUUAAAAUGUGUAUAUAUACGCAAAGAGAGACAAAACGUAUGCUUAAUAAACAAUAGUCCAUAGACUCGAAUCUAGAGGAAAUGUUAAAUUUAUAUAAAGAAGUACCGUUUUCUCGUUUAAUUUUGUACAGUCUUAAGAGUAAACAAAACUAGUGUAAGUGAGUGGAGUUUUACAAAUUUUAUCGUGAAAAAGUCUUCAUUAAGAUCCGCCUCCAAAUCCGAAUGCGUAUAGAGCGUGAAAGAAGAGAACUACUCAUGUAAUGCAGGUUGAGCGGUUUGCGCAUAACAAAAGUCGAAAAUACAUGACUGUAAGAGAAGGAAGAGUGUGUAAAACGAUGAUGUUAUGUAUGUGCAUACGAUUUAAUAUGUACCACCAGUCAUACGUAUUCAUUCAUACGCAUACGCAACACAAGCAUCUAUAAAACACAAUCGACUGAUCGUUUCUUCUUUUCUUUUUUUCGAGCCGUUAGUUACUUUCUUUUUCGUACAGCCGUUUUUAUCGGUAUAGAAACGUAUACAUACAUAUGGAUCGUGAUCUAUUACGAUACGAUCUUGUGUGACACGCCGAACGAUAAUAUUGUGAUGCGUAUAUUGUCGCUUAAAUGUUAUAUAUUAAUAUGUAUACGUAUGUAUACAGAAAUGUUUAUAGGUAGCUAGCUAUAUCUAUUGCAACGGAGUGAUUCUCUGGCCUGUAUGCGAUGUUAGAAAAUUGGCACUCUUAAGAAUACAUAAUAACCGUAGUGUCGUUCUUCGAAGUACCGUUAAACAAAGGAAAUGUUAAUCUCUUCGGAAGAAACUUUUGUAAGCGACCAUAACCAUGAGAAUGUAUUCUUAAUACGCCAUGCGUAUAGUCAUAUCGCGUACAGGCCUAAGAAUCGUCAUGAUGAAAAUUGUAACGGCAAGAAGGAAAUUUUUUGUCGAAAAGUCGUCCAUCUCGGACAGGUACGUUGCUUUUUAUAGCCUUUUUUUGUCGCGGCUCUAACUUGCUGUUAUAGUUGAGGUUGGCUCAUCGCUGGAAUUGAACCAAACGCGUGCGGUCAGUCUGAAGCGAUUGUUCGAAAUGAUCUUCACGUAAACAUGGAGCGCAAUAACGGUGGUCCAUAUAAUUUGUAUAAAUAUUUUAUUUUCUUUCGUAAAGAUUCGAUUAAAAAUAAGUUUACUUAUUUUGUGAAUUAUAUAACCUCAUUUCGCAAGUCAGGAAAUAAGCAUUCUACGUUGACAAUCCUUUGCAAAUUUCUUUCGAUAUAAACAGACGACGAACGAUUUGGUCGUUCCUACUCGUUGAUUGUAAUACCAAGACACAGUUGUUCCCACAGCAUUACGCCAGAAAAGAAAAGGAUGUAUAGUUAACGGUGUACUUAACGAUAUUUUGUAACUGAACGUAUGCAAGUUGAAAUUUUGCUAGACUCGGUCAUAAUCGUAGUCUUGUUAAAAUUAGGUGACGAUUGUUAAAGAAAAGAUAUACAUCUUAACGGACGAAAUAUUUAUUCGUAAUCUUCUCAGAAUAAAUAAAACGAUUAGUUUGUAUAUAAAAAAGAAAAGGAACACGAAAUGUAACAUCCUUUGAUACCUACAUCUUGCUUUAUUGAACGAAAAAUCGAUCGAUCGUUCGUUAAAAAUAAUUUCAUUUUCACGUCGUUCAUUUAACACUUAUUACUAAUUAUAAUAUAUGUAUAUUGUAAAAGUUGUUUAUUAUAAAUUAUUAUAAAUUUAUUAUAAAUUAACGUCUUGAAUAAGACAAAAGGUAUUGUAUUGUCGAUAAAAGACCAGUUAAGCCGCGUUUAAACCUAUUUCUCGGAUCAAUUCAUAUAGCAGCAUGGAUAAUAUUCAAGUAUAUAUAUAUAUAUAUAUAUAUAUAUAUAUACUUUUGAACGUAAUAACGGAGUGAGCGACCUCUGGAGCGAAUGAAGUUUGGAAUAUUUUGACAGUUUCGUAUGGUACGUUACGACGUCUUAAGUAACACCAUGAGCAAUAUUUUUUUCCAUUCGUUCUAUCGUUCUGUUUCUGUCAUAUUACGUUCGUUCUGUUCUGUUCUUUCUAUAUUUAACAUCUCUUUCGUAUCCAUUUUCGUGGAACCAGUUGGUUAUAUAUUUACGCGGUAAACAUAAUGCAGUUAGUGUCAGUGCUUUGAAAAUUGUGUUUGGUCAUCUAUCAUCGGUAGAACUCGACGAAUGGCGUUCAGCUAAUUUCGUAAGUAUUCUUAUGAAAUUUUGAGGGCACACAACAUGUUUUACGCUAUUUUCCGGUUUAAUGUGCAAAUUUUAUUAUUUUCACGGCACUCAUUUUCAUAUCAACUAUACCAUUGGUUAAUUCUUCUUAGCUCAAAAAUAUUGGUCACUUCGUCUAGAUAUUUGCAAAUAAUUUGAAUAUAUUUCAUGUAAUUGAAAUACUUCUGGUAAAAAUAUUGAAAAUAUUGGCCAAUAGAAACAACUUAUACAUGCCUAUCAUGAAUACGUUUUAUUUACUACAUAGUUUUAUAUUUAUGGAAGAAGAUGAAGCUGAGAUUUGAAAUUAAUUGCUUGGUUUUCUUUUCUUUCGAAAUAUUUAAUUUAAUUAACGACGUUACCCGUUGCAAUUCUUUAUCGAUUCGUUUCUACAUGCAAUUUUUCUUUCUUCUCACGGUAAAAACUAACUUAUAAGAGAAAAUUUCGUUCAUAAUUUUUCAAACACUCAUAAUUCUAAUUUUAUUACAUUUCUUUUACAAAUCACAGUUGUUUAAUUUACUUCGAAACUUUCUUAUACAAUAACUUUUAAAUAAUACAAGAGCGUCGUUGUGAUACGUAUCAAGAUCGAAAUAUCUGUCAUUCAAAAGCUCCAAUUUACUAUUUUCGAAUUCUGUGCAAAAUGUGUCAAGUUCCUCGUAGCUUUGUAGUGAACGUAAAGCAAUAUACGGAUCUAACGAAACAUUUACGAAUAUUUAAUCAACAAGCGAGAUAACGUAUUUUGAUGUGAACCAUAUGAAACUAUAUUUCAGCAUUAACUGCCAUGCUACUUGUAUUCGACCACUUUGUUUCCUAUUUUAAGGAAAUCGAAAUUUUUGAAACAAGUUUUUGAUAUUUCAAUUAGAUAGUCGGUGCAUUGAAAUAUUCAAAAAUUUACUCGUAAUGCUGCAGUAAUUAAAAAGGAAACGGAGAAAUACUUUACAAGGUAGUUGCAAGUACAAUUAUAGUUAUACAUAUAGCAUGUAACGCUUCUCGAAGAUAUACCUGCAGAGUGGGCCAAAAGUCAUGGUGCAUCGGAAAAAUAGGAUGAACGAAAUUGAGGAAAGAAGAGGAAAUAAAUCGGAAGUGUAGAUCUUUCGAAAUAAACUUUCGUUUCAUAAAGUACUGUAAUUUCAAAAUUCUACUUUCAGACUAUUAUAUACAUACAUUAUAUAUCGUUUGGUAAUGAAUUUUAGGUUAAAGGUUACUGUAAAAUAGUAAUUUUUAAAUUUUACUUUGAAGCCUUUGUACUUAUCAAUUUUGAUUUAAAAAUUAUUUUAAAAGGACAGACCAUAAUUUGUAAUAUUUUUUAAUCGGCACUCGAAAUUAUUAUCGAUGUUAACUUUUCCAUACUCUUAAAUUUCUUUUAACCGGUUUUAUUUUAAAACUAUAUUACAAGUUAUUCGAUAAUCAAAUAAUAAUAUGGUUUUUAACGUAAUUUCAUCAACAUCGUAAUUUAUCGUUAAUGCUAUAUUUUCUGUCUUUAACUAAUUUUUAUAAUACUUUCUAUGAAUCAGAAGUGAAGGUAGUUCAAUAUAUUAUCCAAGACAAAAGUUCUUAUUGUGUCCGAAUACGUUUAACAACCAACGAUUACGGAAUAAAAUAAAUGUUGAACAACUAUUGUACAAAGAGAAUAUUUUCUUCGGAAUAAGAAGAUUAUCCUGUUCUUUGCUGCACCAGGAUUUUCAAAUAUAUUCUCUGUACUCGAAGAGGUGGAAGUUGUUGAUUUCUCCGCAGGAAUUGUCUGUGAAACAUAGUGCCUUUCUAGCCACUUAGAGCGAAAGACGAUUAACAAUAUAGCACGCAUAGUGCAAACGAUCAUUAUUAAAAGCACCUUACGCUUUGUCGAUGAUAUUGCAAGAUCUAAUGAUAAACAUUGAAUGUCGCUGUUCACUCUUUGCUUCGCGAAUAAUUUUCACGCAAGGCAAAGUACUUGUUCUUUGUCUUCCUGCUUAUGGUUUAAAAACUGUAAAAUCGCGCUGACGAUCGAGCAAAGCGAAU